AUUGAAUUUGCACUCCUCACUCACUCUCUCUCUCUCUCUCCAAAAAGUGGCUCAGAUCUCCACCUCCACCUACACACGUAGGAGAAAACAUUCCCACUAUACAUACACACCUAUACGUACAUCUCCAUGACCAGAUCUUGAAAAUCCGCCACAAUCACAAAAAAUGGGCCACCUGAGCCUCCCCUCAUCCAAACGCAACAACCCCCGCCAGUGGCGCCUCCUCGACCUUAUCUCCGCCGCCUUCUUCGCCGCCGUCCUCUUGUUCUUCCUCCUCGUCUUCACCCCGCUCGGCGACUCCCUCGCGGCGUCGGGGCGGCAGGCGCUGCUCCGCUCGUCCUCCGAUCCGAGGCAGCGCGGCCGCCUCGUGGCGCUGGUGGAGUCGGGACACCAGCAGACCGUCGAGUCCUGCCCAGCCGACGCCGUCGACCACAUGCCGUGCGAGGAUCCGAGGCGGAACAGUCAGUUGAGUAGGGAGAUGAAUUUUUACAGGGAGAGGCAUUGUCCGCCGCCCGAGGAGACGCCGCUUUGCUUGAUCCCGCCGCCAACGGGGUACCGCGUCCCGGUCCAGUGGCCGGAGAGCUUGAACAAGAUAUGGCAUAGCAACAUGCCACACAAUAAGAUAGCUGACAGGAAAGGCCAUCAAGGAUGGAUGAAAGCAGAAGGCCCAUACUUCAUUUUUCCUGGUGGUGGCACAAUGUUCCCAGAUGGAGCUAUACAGUACAUUGAGAAACUUAAACAGUACAUUCCCAUAGCAGAUGGAGUUCUGAGGACAGCUCUUGAUAUGGGAUGUGGGGUUGCCAGCUUUGGUGGGUACCUCUUAGCUGAAGAGAUUUUAACUCUCUCCUUUGCUCCAAGGGAUUCACACAAAUCACAAAUACAAUUUGCAUUAGAAAGAGGAAUACCAGCAUUUGUUGCCAUGCUUGGUACUCGCAGACUUCCAUUUCCUGCUUUCUCAUUUGACUUGGUGCACUGUUCUCGGUGUUUGAUCCCCUUUACUGCAUAUAAUGCGACAUAUUUUGUAGAAGUUGAUCGGUUACUCCGCCCAGGAGGGUACAUAGUCAUCUCUGGUCCCCCUGUGCAGUGGCCUAAACAAGAUAAGGAAUGGGCAGAUCUCCAGUCAGUAGCUAGGGCAUUGUGUUAUGAGCUGAUUGCAGUGGAUGGGAACACUGUCAUCUGGAAAAAGCUUAAUGGGGAUGCAUGUCUCCCAAACCAAAAUGAAUUUGGGUUUGCAUUGUGUGACGAAUCUGAUGAUCCAAGUAAUGCAUGGUACUUCAAGUUAAAGAAAUGUGUUAGCAGGACAUCCUCUAUCAAAGGAGAAUAUGGUGUUGGGAUUGUUCCAAAGUGGCCGGAGAGGCUAACAAAAGCUCCUUCAAGGGCCAAACUUAUGAAAAAUGGAAUGGAUGUGUUUGAUGCUGACACCCGGCGGUGGGCAAGGAGAGUUGCAUACUAUAAAAAUUCUUUGGAAUUGAAGCUGGGGACUCCAGUGAUACGAAAUGUCAUGGACAUGGAUGCAUUUUUUGGUGGCUUUGCUGCUGCACUAUUAUCGGAUCCUGUGUGGGUGAUGAAUGUAGUUCCUGCUCGCAAGCUUUCAACACUUGGCAUCAUUUAUGACAGAGGUCUGAUUGGAGUCUACCAUGAUUGGUGUGAGCCUUUCUCUACGUAUCCUCGGACGUAUGAUCUCAUCCAUUUAUCUGCUGUAGAGUCACUUAUAAAAGAUCCAGGCUCUGGAAAGAGAAGAUGUAACCUUGUGGAUUUAAUGGUGGAGAUCGAUAGAAUGCUGCGACCUGAAGGAACAGUCGUGGUUCGAGAUUCCCCCGAAGCGAUUGACAAAAUAGCUCGUGUUGCUCAUGCUGUAAGAUGGACUGCCACUAUACAUGAAAAGGAACCUGAAUCUCACGGGAGGGAGAAAAUUCUUGUAGCAACAAAAAGCUUUUGGAAGCUAUCAUGAGCAUCCCACUGACACUUCUUCAUAAUGUAGGUAACCUUUGUAGAUUCUUUUGUUCUUGAGUUGAAGCUUGAGAUGUCAUUACUGUGAGCCUCAUAUAGUGCAACUUUCUUUCUUCUUCUGGUUUAGGGCAAAAAAUAGCCAUGCCAGAACGUGAAGUAUAGAUGGAGUUAUUAUGUUUGAUUACUUUACAAUGAUAAGCUUAUUGAUUUAUGUUCCAAAUGAUAAUCUUGGCAAAAUCGGGGUUUGCUG
Molecule: messenger RNA, 2197 nt
Organism: Rhododendron vialii
Lineage: Eukaryota; Viridiplantae; Streptophyta; Magnoliopsida; Ericales; Ericaceae
Product: probable pectin methyltransferase QUA3
Exons: 7
Coding region: 164-1948 (594 amino acids)
Cellular component (GO): endosome; trans-Golgi network; cytoplasm
Molecular function (GO): methyltransferase activity
Source: RefSeq, a predicted model, not a curated record